AUGGGUCACUUUACGCAGGAUAGUUCAUGUUCAGGCUUCGAUUCUUACGAAACUAAAGAGAUAGAGAACAUCUGUUUGAGCAAUUUUUACGACUACAAGGCACUAUUCGACCUAAAAGAAUGUUUCACCGGGGACGAGUUGAUCCUAACUGAUCAGAUAAUAAUCAAUAAAAUAACGAAACACAAUGCAGAUACCAAGGCAGAGGUUCUACCAUCUUUGUCAUCGGUUAUGUCAUCAGUAACACAUAAAGAUUAUAACACUGAAGCUUUGGCUGAUGCAAGUUGUGAAGAUUACAAGAAGAAUCAAAUGAUUUGCGCAAAGGCAAAGGAAGAGAUCAACAGUAAUGUGGAAAUCUUCCCAAAGGCUUUUACUCAACUUGAUUGUGGCCCAUCGCAGUUGAUUUUGACAGAUGUCCAUGAUAUGUCACUAUGGGACGAUCAAACACCUGCAUCUCGUGCAUAUGAUCCGCAAGCACGAUUAGAAGCAUUGAAGAGAUAUUUCGGAAAGAAGGAGAAACGCAAUAUAGAUAUAACUCCAAGGAAGAUGCUAGGUUUGGGAAGCAAAUUAGAUAUGAAUCUCGAAAAUCUACAGCUGAUACGAAGAGACGAUUGA
Molecule: messenger RNA, 612 nt
Organism: Brassica napus (rape)
Lineage: Eukaryota; Viridiplantae; Streptophyta; Magnoliopsida; Brassicales; Brassicaceae
Exons: 4
Coding region: 1-612 (203 amino acids)
Source: RefSeq, a predicted model, not a curated record